This is a messenger RNA of Trichomonas vaginalis G3, 978 nucleotides long. RefSeq names its product UBA-like domain family. The transcript has a single exon. Lineage: Eukaryota; Parabasalia; Trichomonadida; Trichomonadidae. The coding region runs from base 1 to 978 and encodes 325 amino acids. The record is from RefSeq and is a predicted model, not a curated record.
AUGUCAAGAGUAUCAAAUGCAGAUAUUGAACAAUUUAUAAAUAUUACAGAGUCAGAUUAUAGAACAGCAUACUAUUUCAUAUCUCAUAAUCCAGGAGAUUUGAACAAUGCAAUUAUAGCUUAUUUCGAUAUAGGAGCUGAAGCAGUUCCGCCUGAAUUUCAACCACCUAACUUUAAUUCACGACCUACUAAUUCACCUUCACAAUCUACAGCACGUAAUUCUAAUACUGGUGAUCAAAAUUCAGAAAAUACAAGUUAUAGUAUGUCAGACGAUACAGAAACAAGUAACCAACAUGCUGAAACAACUGAUUCACCAGAACAUUCAACUCCUCAGCUCCAAAUUUCAGGUAUAAACUUAGCAAAUGUUUUCCAACAAGUAAUAAACUUGCUGGGUGAAUCAGCAGACGCCAUGUUAAUACCUCCACCAAAUCUUAAUAUACCUCCACCACUACCGCCUCCUGAAUCUAAUGAAACUACUGAAGAAAAUUCAUCAAAAAAUAAUGAAGAACAAGAACCUCAACAAAAAGAAGAACUACCGACAUUUCAACAAUACAAGUUCCAAAAAUCUACUUUUCAGAAAGAAAGAUUUUAUAAUGAAAAAGAUAUCGAGCAAGCAUUCAUUCAUCUUAAAAAUGAAUCAGCAAAAGUAGAAGAAUCAGAUAGUUCAUUAAAUGCAGAAAAGAUAUAUCCUACAUUUGAUAAAAAUCCAGAAAUUUUACAAAAUCUUCCCCAAAAUCCAUAUCAACAACGACUUACAGCCAAAAAUAGUUCCCCUCUGAAACGGAGAUAUACAGCUAAAAACCAUACAGCGAUUACUCUUUGGAAAAAUGGAUAUUCAAUCAAAGGAAAAUUUACUAAGCUCGAUAAAGUAAAAUACAAUGAAUUUAUGAAUCAGAUUAACUCAGGUAAUAUACCUAAUAACAUUUCUGGCGAUGAUUUUGAAAUUAUUGACAAAAAAUCUUUUGAUUUUUCCUCAUAG